CCAUAAGAUCCUGUCUCCCUCCUCCCGCUCCCCUCCCUCUGCCCCUUCCUGCCUUUGGCCCGUGCGAGAGGAGUCUCUUCUCUCCUUGCGGGACGGGGCUGAGGCGCUCGGGGCAGCGGCCGAGGCGGCAGGGAAUGGGGACUGGGCUCUGGGGACCAUCCGCCUGGGCUCAGACCCCUGCCCGGAGCCAGCGGUCCGGCGCCCCGCGGCCAGGGCUGCCUUGAGCUCUCAGGGUUGAGCUGAGAUCCUGAAGUUAGUGAUUUCUUUUUGUUGGUGGUGGUUUCUUUUUGUUUUUGUUUUAUGUGCUUUGUUUUGUUUUUUUUCCCUCUGCUCUCGGUGCUUCCGAAGUGCCUGUAAGAUUUGCAGAGAGAGAGAGAGAGAGAGAGAGAGAGACUGGGGGAGGAGGAAGAAUUAAGGAGAGGGAAAAGAUGGCGAGUUGCUGGAGCAGCGUGGAGAAAGCGGCAUUUUUGUGCUGCUUUUUGCUGGCAAUGGGGAGCCUAAUCUGCUGCGCCCGGCCGGAGGAGGAGGAAGAGCGAGAAGAGCAGCGCUCCUGUCACGGUGCCUUUGAUCUCUACUUCGUCCUGGAUAAAUCUGGAAGUGUCAAAAACCAUUGGACUGAGAUUUACUCCUUUGUGGAAAGCCUAGCUGAGAAGUUCAUAAGUCCAAUGCUGCGGAUGUCUUUCAUUGUUUUCUCUUCCCGAGGCACUACAAUCAUGAAACUAACAGAGAACAGGGAAGCCAUAAGACGAGGGCUCAACAUUCUUAAGGAAGAAUUGCCUGGAGGAGACACGUUCAUGCAUGAAGGAUUUAAAAGGGCAAAUGAGCAAAUUUACCAUGAAACCUAUGGAGGAGUCCGGGCUGCCAGUGUGAUUAUUGCUCUGACAGAUGGAGAGUUGCAAGACGCUCAGUUUUAUUAUGCAGAACAAGAAGCCAACAGAGCCAGAAGCUUUGGAGCUAUUGUUUAUUGUGUUGGAGUGAAAGAUUUCAAUGAAACUCAGCUGUCAACGAUUGCUGACAGCAUCGAUCAUGUUUUUCCAGUUAAGGGAGGCUUUUAUGCCCUUAGAGGAACCAUUGAUUCAAUUCUGAAGAAGUCUUGCAUUGAGAUCCUAGCGGCUGAACCAUCCAAUGUUUGUGCAGGAGAAUCCUUUCAAGUUGUGGUAAGAGGCAACGGCUUUUAUCAUGCAAGAAAUAUCGACCAGGUACUCUGCAGCUUCAAGCUCAAUGACAGCCUCACUAUCAAUGAAAAGCCGACUUUUGUUCAUGAUACGUACUUACUUUGCCCUGCCCCAGUGAUAGAAGAUGCUGGACAGGUGGUUUUCCUACAAGUCAGCAUGAACAACGGGCUAACGUUUAUCUCCAGCUCUGUCAGCAUCACCAGCACACAUUGUCUGACUGGGACCAUCCUUUUCAUUGCUCUUCUGAUUCUCUUUCUGCUGCUGGCUCUGGCUCUUCUGUGGUGGUUUUGGCCCCUUUGCUGCACAGUGGUGAUCAAGGAGCCACCUCCACCACCGCCUCCAGAGCCUGACUCAGAUGAUGAAGAUGGAUUACCAAAGAAGAAGUGGCCAACCGUGGAUGCCUCUUAUUAUGGAGGUCGAGGUGUUGGUGGGAUUAAGAGGAUGGAGGUACGAUGGGGAGACAAGGGGUCAACAGAAGAAGGAGCAAAAUUGGAAAAACCCAAAAAUGCUAUUAUUAAGUUGCCAGAACAGGAGUAUGAGCCUUGGGAACCCAAGCCGAAGAAGCCCCAUGUGAGAAAACCGCCUUCCCAGCGAAAAUGGUACACUCCAAUCAAGGGUAAACUUGAUGCGCUCUGGGCUUUGGUUCGACGAGGCUAUGACCAAGUCUCUCUUAUGAGACCACAGCCAGGGGAUAAGGGAAGAUGCAUAAACUUCACCCGUGUGAAAUCAGAUGGAACCUCUGCCCCUUACAGCCCACCACCGAAGCUGCCAGUGCGUGACCAUGCUCCCCUCAACAAUGCUCCAAGGAAUCCUGCCUCUCCUGUGUCUCUGCAGCCUCCUUCCAGGCAGCCACCUCCUGGACCACCUCCAUCCCGAGCCCCUCCUGGACCUCCUCCUUCACGCCCACCGCCACAGCCCAUGGCUUAA
This is a messenger RNA of Cinclus cinclus, 2102 nucleotides long. It is a transcript of the gene ANTXRL, whose product is annotated as ANTXR like. Gene Ontology annotation, molecular function: signaling receptor activity. The record is from RefSeq and is a predicted model, not a curated record. Gene Ontology annotation, cellular component: membrane. Lineage: Eukaryota; Metazoa; Chordata; Aves; Passeriformes; Cinclidae. The coding region runs from base 429 to 2102 and encodes 557 amino acids. The transcript is spliced from 18 exons.